Messenger RNA from Lindgomyces ingoldianus, 402 nucleotides. RefSeq lists its product as uncharacterized. The annotation marks the transcript as partial. The transcript has a single exon. The record is from RefSeq and is a predicted model, not a curated record. NCBI's taxonomy places the organism in Eukaryota, Fungi, Ascomycota, Dothideomycetes, Pleosporales, Lindgomycetaceae.
AUUCCGCUAACCGCCGCCGCUGCCCACUCACCCAUCCCCCUCGCCGUCCGCAACAACAUCUACUCGGCCCUGAUGAGCGGCCACGGCAUCGCCAGCAUCCAGGCCACCCUGACUCAUGAACUGCAGUCCUCUGGCUGGAUAUCCGACUUGCGAAGCUACAUCACCUACCUGCUGCGAUCCGGGGAAUGCACAACCGUCAGUGAAGUCAUGGAAAGGGUCAUGGCAGAGUGCAAGCUACGGCCUGCACUAGAAAUGAGCAACGGGCUGUCGAAUGGCGUCAAUGGCGCCAACGGUCACAAAGAGACUGACGAUAUCAAUCUGAGACUACCGGAGCGGGCUGUCAGAGAAGGCGUCAGGGUUGUGAGAAGGGAGCUGGACAAGGUCUGCGAUAUUACGGUUGAG